AAAAUAUCAUUAUCGAUGUAUCAACCAUCGAUAUCUCUUCGCCUCUAUUUUGUUUAAUGUUCAAAAAGGCCGAAUCAAGUGAAAAAAUAGUCUAAGGGAGCAAACAACUAAUAACAAAUUGCAUAUAUGUAUGUAUGUGUGUAAUAUGUAUGUAUAUGUGUGCGUGAGCAACAAGGCUGAUUAAUUUAAAACAACAAAAAAGUAACUAAACUAAACGACAAACAAGAAAGAUAGUUCGAGUAGUAAAAAAAUAAAACACAACUCAGGCAAUACAACAAAAUGGAAGCAAUUGCCAAACAUGAUUUCUCGGCGACGGCUGACGAUGAACUUAGUUUUCGUAAAACUCAAAUUCUAAAGAUAUUAAAUAUGGAAGACGAUUCAAAUUGGUAUCGCGCCGAACUGGAUGGGAAGGAAGGGCUGAUACCCAGCAAUUAUAUUGAAAUGAAAAAUCACGAUUGGUACUACGGACGCAUCACACGUGCCGACGCCGAAAAGCUGCUCUCGAAUAAACAUGAAGGCGCCUUUUUGAUACGCAUCAGCGAAUCCAGUCCCGGCGAUUUCUCCCUAUCCGUCAAAUGUCCCGAUGGCGUACAACAUUUCAAAGUUCUGCGCGAUGCACAAAGCAAAUUCUUCCUGUGGGUUGUCAAGUUUAAUUCCCUCAACGAACUGGUCGAAUAUCAUCGAACGGCGAGCGUAUCGCGAUCGCAGGAAGUUAAAUUACGUGAUAUGAUACCUGAAGAGAUGCUUGUGCAGGCGUUGUACGAUUUUGUGCCACAGGAAUCCGGGGAAUUGGACUUUAGACGCGGUGAUGUCAUCACCGUUACAGAUCGUUCCGAUGAGAAUUGGUGGAAUGGCGAGAUUGGCAAUAGAAAAGGCAUUUUCCCAGCAACCUACGUGACGCCAUAUCAUUCAUAAUAAACUCCGCGACCCCGCAACACACUCACAUGCAUUGGCAGCAUACAACAACAAAUUGAGAACCCACACACAACUAAAUGCGAAACUAAAACACAAAUUUCAAGUACUGUUCAACAUUUUUAAUAUGAAACAACAACAAAAUAUGAGACGUAUUUACAUUAUAAGCAUAUUGAGCCAAACGCAUUUUUUUUUACGUUUUUGACAUGCAGUUUGGAUCCGUGUUCUAAAUUGUAACAAAUGAUAAAAUAAUAAUUUAAAAAAUAUGAAUAUACCAACUAAACGGAUAACUGACAACUGCACCUUCUUAUAUUGAUAAAUAUAAGGAAUAGCACACUAUAUUAUUACUGUAACAAAAGGAUUUUUGAUAUAAAUAUAUAUUUUAAGUUUCAUCAAA
Drosophila nasuta is the source of this 1309-nucleotide messenger RNA. It is a transcript of the gene drk, whose product is annotated as growth factor receptor-bound protein 2 drk. Lineage: Eukaryota; Metazoa; Arthropoda; Insecta; Diptera; Drosophilidae. The record is from RefSeq and is a predicted model, not a curated record. Bases 280 to 915 code for a protein of 211 amino acids. Gene Ontology annotation, molecular function: protein binding. The transcript is spliced from 6 exons.